Molecule: messenger RNA, 4825 nt
Organism: Vombatus ursinus (common wombat)
Lineage: Eukaryota; Metazoa; Chordata; Mammalia; Diprotodontia; Vombatidae
Gene: R3HDM1
Product: R3H domain containing 1
Exons: 27
Coding region: 392-3778 (1128 amino acids)
Molecular function (GO): nucleic acid binding
Source: RefSeq, a predicted model, not a curated record
GGAGCCGGUGUCUGGGGCUGGUGAUGGGGUUAAUUCUCUCCCGUGUGACUCCCAGUCGCGCCCAUCCAACCCCGCUGUCUCCCUGCUGCGCCGCGCUCCGACCGCCUCCUCCUCCUCCUCCUCCUCCUCCUCAGUAACUCGGGCCACUAAAAGUAAUGCUAUAUAUAAUCCAAGAAAGUCCAGUUCAGUCCAGAACUCUACACUGUUGACAAGGACAUGGGACUCCUCCUACCAGAUUCCAGAUGGUUCAAUACAACUGACAUCCUGGCUGACAACUGUGGAAAGGAACCUUGGAUUAUUUUCUUUUAUUUUUGUGGAAGACCACAAUCCCAAAUCUAUAGCACACAUCAGGCUUCAAGUUUCCUGUAGAAUUCUAAAAUAACCUUCUCUAAUGAGGAUGUCUGAUACUGUUACUGUAAAAGAUGGAACUGAUACAAUGAAGGGUUUGGAGGCAGAAAUGAAAGAUGCAACCAGAGUCGAAAAUCUUACCAAAUCAGAAAACUAUGAGAAGAUUUCAGCAGAAAAGAAUGAACGUUGUAUUGACAGCAAAAUUGAUUUACAGCGGCCAGUGCAGUCGUUUGGACAGACAGGAAAAAGGUCAAAGUCAAGUUCAAAGUUAAAACUAGUUCGGAGCCUUGCAGUGUGUGAAGAAUCCCCACCGCCUCCCACAGCGGAGAUAUCACAGGAUGAUAACCAGCAGGAAAAAAUCCAGAUCCAGUUAACACAAUCAUUUGAAAAAGAUGAGAAACCCUCCAAAGAUGAAGGAGAAAAAGAAAAAGGCGAUAAGUUGCCCAGAAAAAUGUUAUCAAGAGAUUCCAGUCAAGAAUACACAGAUUCAACUGGCAUAGAUCUACAUGAAUUUUUAGUAAAUACAUUAAAAAACAAUCCCAGGGACAGAAUGAUGCUGCUGAAAUUAGAACAGGAAAUCUUAGAUUUCAUUGGUAAUAAUGAAUCUCCAAGAAAAAAAUUCCCCCCAAUGACAUCUUACCAUAGAAUGCUAUUACAUAGAGUAGCUGCUUACUUUGGAUUAGACCACAAUGUUGAUCAGAGUGGGAAGUCAGUCAUAGUAAACAAAACUAGCAAUACAAGAAUACCAGAUCAGAAAUUUAAUGAUCAUAUCAAGGAUGAUAAAGGUGAAGACUUUCAGAAGCGUUAUAUCCUUAAAAGAGAUAACUCUAGUUUAGACAAAGAUGAUAAUCAGAUGAGAAUACGAUUAAAAGAUGACAGAAGAAGCAAAUCUAUAGAAGAGCGAGAAGAAGAAUAUCAGAGAGCUAGAGAUAGAAUAUUUGCCCAAGAUUCCCUGUGUUCCCCAGAGAGCUAUCUUACUGACAAAAGAAUCCAAGAGGAGGAAGCAAAUAGUACACAGCAAAGACGCCAGAUAUUUAGAGUCAAUAAAGAAGCGUCUGGAAGAUCAGCCGCCAGCCAUCAGAGCAGCACCGAGAACGAGCUCCGGUGCUCUGAGCCCCGGCCCUGGAGCAGCACGGACUCCGAUAGUUCCCUCCGCAGUUUGAAGCCGGCGGUAACCAAAGCCAGCAGCUUCAGUGGCAUUUCAGUUCUGACAAGAGGGGAUAGCUCUGGGAGCAGCAAAAGCAUAGGCAGGCUUUCAAAAACAGGUUCUGAGUCUUCUAAUAGUGUAGGGUCAUCCACGGGCUCUCUUUCUCACAUCCAGCAGUCUCUUCCAGUUACAGCUCUCAGCCAACCUUCUCAUGGCCCCCCUGUCGUCUAUCCACCUGUCAGCACUAGUAACUCUCUUUCCUUUGAUGGUGGCCUAAGUGGGCAAGUUGCACCUCCUAGCACUAGCUUCUUUUUGCUUCCCUUGGAAGCAGCAGGCAUACCACCUGGCAGUAUUCUGAUCAACCCACAAACAGGUCAGCCCUUUAUAAAUCCAGAUGGCAGUCCAGUUGUGUAUAACCCUCCCGUGACUCAACAACCUGUUAGAACUCAAGUGCCUGGGCCUCCACAACAGCCUCCUCCUCCCCAGCCAUCUCAACAACAAGCGGCCAAUCACAUUAUAUCACAGCCUACUCGGCCUCUGCAGUCUUCUUCACAGCCUGUUCAGUACUCUACAGUCCCUUACCCAUCCCCGCUCCUGCCAGUCUCACCUACCCAGCAAUAUACUGUGCAGGACAACCUUGGAUCCCAGUUUAGCCAUAUGAGUCUUGUCCGCCAGCCAUCUGCUGAUGCUCCUGACCCUCAUGCCACUAUGUUCCAGUCUACUGUUGUCCUACAGCCAUCACAGCAGUCUGGAUAUAUUAUGGCACCAGCCCCUCCUCCAGCGCCACCCCUCCCGCCUGGCCAACCAGUCCCUACUACUGGCUAUUCUGCCUCUGGCCAUCAAGUAAACCAGCAGAUGCUCCAACAACAGGGAUACGUGCAGCAACCCACGCCUCAGAUGCCAGCGUGUUACUGUGCUCCAGGGCAGUAUCCCUCCAGUCAACAUCAGUAUCGCCCAGUUGCUUCUGUCCAUUAUAACACACAGCCAAAUCAGGCACUGCCACAGCCUGCACAGCAAACAGGUUACCAGGUUAUGCCCAGCCAGCAACAGCAAAACUACCAAGGGAUAGUUGCAGUUCAACCAUCCCAAAAUCAAAAUCUAGUCAGUGGCCAACAAAACAAUAUUGGAAAUCAAAUUCAAGGUGUGAUUGUCCCAUACCCUUCGGUGCCAUCUUAUCAGGUUUCACUGCCUCAAGGUUCCCAAGGAAUGCCUCAGCAGACUUAUCAGCAGCCUGUUAUAAUACCUAACCAAUCUAAUCAAGGACCUAUGCCCACCACAGGAAUGCCAGUUUACUAUAGUGUCAUCCCACCUGGUCAACAAAACAAUUUAAGCUCAUCCGUAGGUUAUUUGCAGCCUUUAGGAUCAGAUCAGUUACAGUUUCCUCAAACGUCUUCGCCAUGCAAUUCCCAGCAACUUCAAAGCCACCAGUGUGCAGCUGUACCGCCAUCUGGUGGAGGAGUGGUCAUGAUGCAGUUAAAUAUACCAAACAGUUCUCAACCUCGGGCCCACUCACCCCCUCAGUGGAAACAAAACAAAUACUACUGUGAUCAUCAAAGAGGACAAAAGUCAGUAGAAUUUAGCAAUUUAGAAAAUGUCGUCCAGUUACAGCACAGCCCUCAACUUAGUAGCCCGGUAACCUCACCAGCCCAGUCACCAGCACCAGCUCAGCUCUCCAAUAUGAAAAAUAUUUGUCCCACAUUAGCACCUCUUUCCAUCGUACCCCAGUUUUCUAGACCUUUUGUCCCUGGACAAGGUGAUUCCAGAUAUCCAUUACUUGGCCAACCACUGCAAUACAACCCUCCUUCUAUUCUGCAUGGACAUAUUCCGAACCAACAGUGUCAGCCUGGAAGCAGGCAUGGAAAUCGAGGAAGAAAACAAGCUAAAAAGGCUGCUUCCACUGACCUUGGCGCAGGAGAAGCAGCUGUUGGAAAGGUCUUAGAAAUUACUGAACUACCUGAUGGGAUAACCCGUGUAGAAGCUGAGAAGCUUUUUGGAGAACUCUUUAAAAUUGGUGCCAAGAUCCGCUGGCUCCGGGAUCCCCAGUCUCAGACACCGCUGCGCCACCAUUCUCUUUACUGUGGCAGUGGAGAUGGCACAGUGAAGACAGAACAAUCUAAACCUAGUGACUUGGCCUCCACAUACACAGUUCUAGCAACAUUCCCCUCCAUUUCAGCUGCCCAAAAUGCAUUGAAGAAACAAAUUAACUCAGUUAACAAGUUUAAGCUGAGGACAAGCAAGAAGCGCUAUGACUUUCAUAUCCUAGAAAGGGCAAGUUCUCAGUAGCAGAUCUACUACUGGACCGUCAGCCUUUAUGACACCUCUGUCUUCUGCCGUCCUUGAUUAGCUUGAUGUUUGGAGCUUCUAUUAACAUUAUGGAGGCUCCUGGGACAAUUGGUCAUGGUGUGAUAGCAUUCGAAGAAAGGCCAGUGAUCCAGUAAGGGGGACAGAAAGAGAUACACAGUCGACCCCAAAUGACCAGAAUUCAUACCAACCUGAUACAGAGUAGCAGCUUUCUCUGAGAAAUGCUGUUAAAAUGCCGCUAACUUUUAUAGUUGUUUUGUUUUAUAUUUCUGAAUUCUUGUAUCAGAUCCAAAGCUCUAUUGUACAGCAAAUUUUUCUUCACAACAAAUAGCCGUAUUGGAAGCUGAAUUUCUUCUCCUUUUUGCAGCCAGGACACUGUGACCUCUCUUGGAUGUGGGAAGGAUGCAAGAAGUAGACUAUCUGAGCCAAAACUAUUCGUUCUUUUUUUCUUGGUGGGUGAAUGAGAAGAAUCCUCACAUAGAAGAUUCCUGUUCCUCUGAAUUUCCAACCACACAUUUUUCAGUAAUGAUAGAAUUUGUUCACAAAGUCCUUUCCUUAUUCAAUAUAUUCAGACAAUGUGAAUGUUAAUUGUAAAUAAAUUAUGUUCUUAACUCAUUUUAAUCAAACCAUUUAGCAGAGAGAUUCUCUAAGGGGAAUAGGAAUCCUUCUUAAACAGGAAGAAAGUAAACUAAAAUCAUUUCUAUUUUUCUUUUUUUUUAAGUCAGAGAGUAAAAAUGAUGAAUCUUAAAUAUAUGUCCCCCAGAUAACUGUGCCACUUAUUUGCCUUCCCCUCCAUAUGGAUCUUAUCUCUGGUCACUGUAAGGAAAUACAUUUGUCAAGUGCUAGAAAAUCCUUCAAUGGUUUAAAUUUGUUUUCAUUGUUUGCAGAGAAUCACUGGACAUCAAAGAUUCAUUGCACUGCAGAACGAGAAACCUUUUUUUCAAUUUCUGUGUAAUUUGCAAGGCUGUACAAUGUGUGCUGAUGCAAGCCUUUUUCAGUUCAGAAGAAUAAAUGUUUACAAAUAUAAAA